Selaginella moellendorffii is the source of this 1577-nucleotide messenger RNA. Its product is annotated as peroxisomal nicotinamide adenine dinucleotide carrier. Bases 36 to 1175 code for a protein of 379 amino acids. Gene Ontology annotation, biological process: nucleotide transport; transmembrane transport. Lineage: Eukaryota; Viridiplantae; Streptophyta; Lycopodiopsida; Selaginellales; Selaginellaceae. The record is from RefSeq and is a predicted model, not a curated record. The transcript is spliced from 11 exons.
UCCGCUAGGGCUCUUCGAUCCCGAUCCUCGCCGCAAUGUCGGACGCAAUGGUAAAUGGAUUGGCAGGCGCUGGAGGCGGCCUCGUCGCGCAGCUCCUCACUUACCCGCUCCAGACGGUAAAUACUAGACAGCAGACGGAGAGGAGAUCAAAGAAGCCGUCUUCCUCCUCGUCGGAUGGUUCGCAAGCGACAAUUCGGAAGAGUGGCACAAUUUUGGAGAUCUACAGGGUGAUAGCGGAGGAAGGAUGGGGUGGAUUAUAUAGAGGUUUGACACCCUCACUUCUGGGAACAGUAGCGUCUCAGAGUGUGUACUACUAUUUCUAUCAGCUGUUUAGAAAUGCGGCCGAGUCUAAUGCUAGACGGAGGAGAAAGAAUGGCAUUGGAGAUGGUACUGUUGGUAUGUCCGACUCACUACUUGUAGCAGCAUUGGCAGGAAGCUUGAACGUACUCCUGACGAAUCCUAUCUGGGUCGUGGUGACUAGAAUGCAGACACAAACGCAAGCGGAAAUGAAAUCAAGCGCUCUUCAAAGUGAGAUUGAGAAACCUCCUGCAUCCCGUGAAGCAUUGCCAGCGGAUGUUGAAAGUCAAGAAAAACAAAUAAAUAUUGUCUCUCCUGCCACCAAUCAUGGUGCCGCCUACACUGUUCAAGACCUCUACCGCGAAGCCGGUUUAAUAGGCUUUUGGAAAGGAGUUCUUCCCACUCUUAUAAUGGUUAGCAAUCCCGCUAUUCAAUUUAUGAUUUAUGAGACCCUAUUAAAGGAACUCACCAAAAAGAGAAAGAUAAACAAGCAUGGGAUGAAAGAUGUUUCCCCUUUAGAGGUAAAUGCGAUUGCUUCCAACAUUCCUCGGUUGACAGUUAACUGCCAGAUUUUUGUAAUUGGUUCUAUUGGCAAGCUCGGUGCCACAAUUGCCACAUACCCGCUGCUCGUAGUAAAGUCGCGCCUCCAAGCGAAGCAAGCAAUCGGUAGGGAUAAAUCAACGCAGUACACAGGAACUUUAGAUGCAAUCUUCAAGAUGAUCAGGUACGAAGGUUUGACCGGGUUCUACAAGGGGAUGAGUACAAAGAUCGUACAGAGCGUGGCAGCUGCGGCCUUGCUCCUUAUGAUUAAGGAAGAGCUGGUCAAGGUGGCUAGAAAGCUAUUACUGAGGCGGCAAAAGAAACUUGCAUCUCGUUAGCUGCUAAGAGGCGAUUUGAAAUAAUUUCUGACUUGACUUCCCAAGGCGUGAAGGAUGUUCCAUUCUUGGCUCGUUUGAAAGCUGCCACCCGAAAGAUUUAAAGAUAUGGAUCGGUUGGAAUCCACACGGGUGUGGCCAAGCACUUUGUAUUGGUAGUCACAAGGGGCCACUCUUUCCUUUGUCGCAUUACAAGCCGGAGCAGAGCUGGAGAACAUGCAGGUGGAUUGGACUAGGAUCAGAGAUCAAGAGAGAGGGUCCGGGAUCUUCUUUCCAGCAAGUUGGAGCAGUCGUGAAUUGCGUGGAUGCUUGGUGGAAAGAGCUGUCACCAGGUUGCUGGGGCUUGUCAGGGACAAAGUCUUUGGCAAACACACUCUACUAGUAUGAAGACCGAUUGUCUUGUCA